GAGGGAGAGAGAGAGGAAGCCAGUCAGUCUGCACGAGGUUCAGCUGAGACACAGCGAGACCCACACUACACAGAGCAACGCGUGAGACUGAACAAACCACAGAUGAUGUCGAGAAACAGACGGUGACUGCAAAAAAUUAAACAGAGGAUUGCAUUGAGUUGAUUGGAAACAAACAAACAGCAAAACCUCAGCCAAUCAGAGCCUCGCGAUGCCUGAGUGAAGAGGAUCGGUUGUGGACUGCAUGCAGGGUGCCGUGUGAAUGGAAGAGACAGGGGGUUUGUAGAUAGCAGGGGGACAAGUGUGUGUGUGCCGGAGAUGGUUUGGCUGCAUGGACUCGUUGGCAUCGUUUCUGCUGUCCUACUGCGCUACCUCCACCCUCCCCCUGCUCUCUGAAGCCGCUCAAUACGCACAGAUAUGAGCUCCAAACACUCAUCUGACUGGAUCCCCUACAGCACCCUGGAUGAUGAGGGUACUAACCUGCGACAACAGAAGCUGGACAGACAGCGAGCCCUUCUGGAACAGAAACAGAAGAAAAAACGUCAGGAGCCUCUGAUGGUGCAGUCUAAUCUAGAUGGGCGAUCUCGAGUGCGCAGGACCCGGCAGUCAGAAGAACAGGCUCCCCUCGUGGAGAGCUACCUUAGCGGCAACAGCAGCACCAUCUAUCACGUGCAAGAAGCGGAGCAGGAAGAGGUUAAAGCUGUAGCGGAGGUUCAGGCCCCCCGCUCGGCAAAAAAAACCAAGCCGCCUACCUCCACUCCUCAGACUGGCAGCGCCAAGAAGGAGAAAAAGGCCAAGCAGAAAGGAAUUGAUGGGCCCGCUGCCUUCCAGGAUGAGGGUCAGGAGCUGGGCAACCAGAUUCAGAUCCUAACCGUGGGCCACUCACCUGCACAGGAGAGCGAGGCAGAGGGCCAGGGGGAGGCAGUGGGCAGCACACAGUCACAGGGCAAACGGGACCUACGGGUCACCAUGCUAAAGAAAGGAAUCUCCAGUAGCAUGAACUUUGAUGAGGAUGAAGAUGAUGAUGAUGAUCAAGAUGAUUUGAUCAGCUCAAGCUCAUCUCAGCUUAACAGCAACACAAGACCUGGAUCUGCCACCAGCAAAAAGUCCACCAAGGAGGCAACCUCGGCUUCUACCCCAUUGGCCAACGAGCCCUCAAUCGAGGUGGAUGACUUAGAGGAGUUCACUCUCAGACCCGCCCCCCAAGGAAUUACUGUGAAGUGCAGGAUCACACGGGACAAGAAGGGCAUGGACAGAGGAAUGUAUCCCACCUACUACCUCCAUCUGGAGAGAGAGGAUGGAAAGAAGGUUUUCCUUUUAGCUGGCCGGAAGAGAAAGAAGAGCAAAACAUCCAAUUACCUCAUCUCAAUCGACCCCACUGACCUUUCUCGAGGUGGCGAAAGCUUCAUCGGAAAACUGAGAUCAAACCUUAUGGGUACCAAGUUUACAGUAUAUGACAAUGGUGUGAACCCAUUCAAGACUACAUCCAGCCUGGAAGCCGGAAACCUCCGCCAGGAGCUUGCAGCUAUCUGCUAUGAGACUAAUGUUUUAGGCUUCAAGGGACCUAGAAAGAUGAGCGUCAUUAUUCCUGGAAUGAACAUGGACCAUGAAAGAGUCUCCAUCCGGCCUAAAAAUGACCAUGAGUCUCUGCUGGCUCGAUGGCAAAACAAAAGCACAGAGAGCGUUAUAGAGCUCCAUAACAAGACACCUGUGUGGAACGAUGAUACUCAAUCAUAUGUGCUCAACUUUCACGGCAGGGUCACCCAAGCGUCCGUCAAAAACUUUCAGAUCAUUCAUGACAAUGACCCGGAUUACAUUGUUAUGCAGUUUGGUCGUGUAGCGGAGGACGUCUUUACUAUGGACUACAACUACCCCAUGUGCGCCCUGCAGGCAUUUGCUAUUGCCCUGUCCAGCUUUGACAGCAAGCUGGCCUGCGAGUAGCCGUGUGUCCACCAGCCACAACUACAAACGGACCCAGACAGACUGAUACACAAUCAUUGAGUAAAGGACUGCUGUGAGCUCCAAAACAGCAAGGCCCCUCUCUCAAGACCCCCGCUUGGAAGGCAUUAGGAGCAAGUAUUUGCUGGAGAUUGAGUGUGUGUUGUCUUUUUUGUGAUACAGUAGUGUGUGAGAGAAAGGUGGCAUCAUACUGGGGGAAAAGCACAAGGACUAAACCGCUGGUUCUUCUUUUAAACAGUGAGAAUAUUGGAAGAUUGUGCAUUUACAUGUGUGGCAGACAAAAGUCGCUUUUUGCUGCCUUUACUAAACAGACAUUAUUAUGUUUUUGCAAGGUUUAAGACUAAAAUUUUGUUAAUGUUGAAUGGGGAAUCUUUUUCAGUAGUAUUUGUCCCUUAAAAAACCCUUCAUUUUGCCAUGAUCAUAGUUUUAUAACAAUAAAACUUAACUUCACUAACAACUUAUUUUUAACAUGAAUUGUAACAUGUAGCUGUGAUUUAUAACAGUUUGAGUGUUUUGUUUAGUUAUUAAACAGACUUUUGUAAAGUUACACAUUUAAAUAUGUAACAUACAUGCUUUAUGAGGGCUCCAAAAUUGUUAGCCAGUGUUUUAAAGGGAUAGUUCACCCAAAAAUAAAAAUUCUGUCAUUAUUUACUCACUCUCAUGUUGUUACAAACCUGUAUAAUUUAAAAGGAAGAUAUUUUGAGAAAUGUUUGUAAACAAACCGUUCACUAUUCACUUCCAUAGUAUUCUUUUAUCCUACCAUGGAAGUGAAUAGGGUCCACGAACGGUUUGGUUACAGACAUUUCUCAACAUAUCUUCCUUUGUGUUCAUCAGAACAAAGAAAUUUCUACAGGUUUGUAACAACAUGAGAGUGAGUAAAUAAUGACAGAAUUUUCAUUUUUGGGCAAACCAUCCGUUUAAGUAUGACUGACAUAUUUAUCCAUUAUUUAUGUAUUUAUAGAUUUCCAUACCAUCUGCUGCUUUUGUUUUACCCCACGCCCCAAAUUCCCUCGAUACAUGUAUCUUGUCAAGGCCUCGUUCGCAUUUGAGCAUCAUGAAAUUCAGAUGAUGAAUGUGUUUUGGUUCCACAAAAUAUAGAUCAGUGAUGAACUGUGCUUUGAAAUAGUUCACUACUGCAAAUCCCACCCCUGCGUCCCCGAGUGCCACUUCAUGGUGUGCACCUCAGUUCAGAAAACGAAUCAAAACGAAUGGCUCACUGGAUCCAGAUCUACACCAUUAGCUCCAGUGUGGAUCUGAAUAAUGACAAAAGCGUGUGGUAUGUCAUUUAAUGUGAGGGUCAAGUUAGUAAUUAUCAUCUCAAUUAUUCUGACCCAUUGUAGGGGAAUGUACCGAAUUGAGCACUUUAAAUGGUUUAAAGGUGGAACGCUGUAAAUAUUGUGCCUUUGGACAAGACACUUGUGAUGCUUGAAGUUGGUGAGAUGCUAAAUUGUUUUCUUCGGUCGGUGUUUAUUUAUCAUGCAGAUAUCUAAGCUUUUGUCUAUUGUUCUUAUGAACAACCCAUAUGUUUACAGUGUACUGGCCAGUACAGUAGCUCUCCAGAACAGAGAAGGUAGUUGUUUGACACAAUGAGAGAGUUUGUUCAGUGUUUGUUGCUGCAUGCAUACUGAAUUUCUUUUACAUUCCAAAAUUAACACAGGUGUGAAAAAUGUUAAAAGUGUCAAAACCCCCAUCGACACCUUUCAUUUUAUUCGUUUCUUUGCUAAACAAUGCUGAUAAUUAAUAUUAUAAGGGGGAAAUAUUGAGAUAUUGUAUUAGCAAUGUAAUAACUGAAUUGCCAAAAGUAUUUUGGAAGUCUUCAUUUAAAACGGCCACACAGAUUUAUGCAAAAGCAUGUCCAUGCGGGUGAUUUUUAUAUUACUUAUUCCAGCUAAAGAUCAAUUUAACUAGUCUUUAAUUAUUUUAUAAAACAACAUUCUUGUUGAAGGAAUGUGUUUUUAAAAAUUAGUCAAAUUAGUUUAGUCAUAAAAAACUAUAUCUUAGUGUGACAAAUUUUAAGUUUAAAAAAGCAUCAAAUUAUUUUCAAAAUAAAGGUGAAUUAUUAUGCUGCAAAUUGAAUGCAUUUAAUGAUUUAUUUGACUAUUAUAUAAUCAUAAUGUUCAGAUGUCACACUUUACAAUAUAACUUAUCCCCAGAAAAGUAUUUUUAAUAUUACUAUUUUAGGAAACAAUAUAAAAAUGUAUAAAAAAAUUGGCUGAACGGCAAAGAAAUGUGUGUUGUUUACUGUAAGUAAUUUUUAAAUGCCUUGUGAUAUCAUUCCAGCAGUUUCUAUGCUUUUUCAAUGUAAUGCUCUAACAAUUUUGAGUUUGCUCUAAAUGGAUAAAACAAUGAAAACUUGCAUUUUUCUGCUCUUUUUUUAUCUAUCUUCUCACCACUCUUGUGUUAAAGUGAUAAUGUAUAACUGUUGCGUCUCACUGUUUUGUAAAAUGUGUACAUUGGUCAAUAUACAGUGUUUGUAUACGGUACUCAAGAUAUGAAAAAAUAAAUCUGAACUCAAGUGA
This is a messenger RNA of Paramisgurnus dabryanus, 4475 nucleotides long. RefSeq names its product TUB bipartite transcription factor (gene tub). NCBI's taxonomy places the organism in Eukaryota, Metazoa, Chordata, Actinopteri, Cypriniformes, Cobitidae. The record is from RefSeq and is a predicted model, not a curated record. Gene Ontology annotation, biological process: protein localization to cilium. Gene Ontology annotation, cellular component: cilium.